AUGUCUAACGAUAAAUCCCAGGUUAAGCUACGUUUUUUCACUCGUGAAGAGGAUGAAACAUUGCAUGUUAAUGACACUCCAAUAUACGCACCAGUCAGUCUAAAGAGAUAUGGUCUUUCUGAGAUUGUUAAUCAUUUGUUGGAACUACCAAAAUCUGUACCAUUUGAUUUCCUUAUUGAUGGGGAACUUUUGAGAACUUCUCUUCAAGAAUAUUUGACCAAGAAAGGUCUCUCAUCGGAAAACUUUUUGAAUGUUGAAUAUACCAGAGCAGUUCUUCCACCUUCAUACCUCUCCAGUUUCGAUAAUGAGGACUGGGUUAGUGCUCUUGAUGUCGGAAGCAAUUACAUUUACAGCGGUUCUUAUGAUGGUAUUGUGAGAACAUACAAUUUGUCCGGUAAGGUCGAAAAGCAAUACAGUGGUCAUUCUGGCCCUAUUAGAGCUGUACGCUACAUUUCUAACACUAGAUUGGUAUCUGCAGGUAACGAUCGUACUUUACGUCUAUGGAAAACUAAAAACGAUGAUUUGAAGGCCAUCGAUGAAGAAGAGGUGGAAGAUGGUAAAACUCUUGCUAUCUUAGAAGGUCACAAGGCUCCUAUCGUUUCCAUAGAUGUCUCAAAGGACCGUAUCCUAUCUGCAUCUUACGAUAAUGCAGUCGGUUUAUGGUCAACUAACUACAAGGAAAUGACAGUUAUUGAUCCAAUGGAAGAUUUAGGAAAUAAUGUGUCUUCUGCUGCAAAGAAGAGAAGAAAGCUAACUCUAAAGGAUGGAUCAAUCAGAAGAAGAGCUCCUUUGUCAUUACUAGAAUCGCAUUCUGCUCCAGUAGAGGCUGUCCUCUUUGAUAAUUUAGACCAAACUGUUGGUUAUUCCGUAUCACAGGAUCACACAAUCAAAACCUGGGAUCUAAUAACAUCUAAGUGUGUCGAUACCAAGACUACCUCAUAUUCUUUACUAUCUAUUGCUCAAUUGCCGAAAUUAAACCUUUUGGCAUGUGGUUCUAGUGCAAGACAUAUCACUCUUCAUGAUCCUCGUGUAGAUUCAUCCUCAAAAAUCACACAACAACAGCUAAUUGGUCACAAGAAUUUUGUAGUUGCAUUGGAUACUUGUCCUGAAAAUGAAUAUAUGUUGUGCUCAGCUUCUCACGAUGGUACUGUCAAAGUUUGGGAUGUUAGAUCGAACUCCGCCAUGUACACCAUAACAAGAGAAGAUAAAUCUGUAGUAAAGGGCGUCAACGACAAGGUUUUUGACGUCAAAUGGGCACAAGGUGUGGGCAUCAUUAGCGGUGGCCAGGAUAAGAAGAUUCAAAUUAAUAAGGGUGACAACAUUUUCAGUAAUUAA
Molecule: messenger RNA, 1335 nt
Organism: Kluyveromyces marxianus DMKU3-1042
Lineage: Eukaryota; Fungi; Ascomycota; Saccharomycetes; Saccharomycetales; Saccharomycetaceae
Gene: YTM1
Product: Ytm1p
Exons: 1
Coding region: 1-1335 (444 amino acids)
Biological process (GO): ribosome biogenesis
Cellular component (GO): preribosome, large subunit precursor
Molecular function (GO): protein binding
Source: RefSeq, a predicted model, not a curated record